Molecule: messenger RNA, 1116 nt
Organism: Aspergillus ibericus CBS 121593
Lineage: Eukaryota; Fungi; Ascomycota; Eurotiomycetes; Eurotiales; Aspergillaceae
Product: cyclin-dependent serine/threonine-protein kinase phoA
Exons: 3
Coding region: 1-1116 (371 amino acids)
Biological process (GO): protein phosphorylation
Cellular component (GO): cytoplasm; nucleus
Molecular function (GO): ATP binding; cyclin-dependent protein serine/threonine kinase activity
Source: RefSeq, a predicted model, not a curated record
AUGGACGGUCGCGACCGCUCAUCCAGCAAGACAUUGCAGCCCCCAGCCGCCGCCUAUCUGGAACUCAUCUCCUCCUUGGCCUCGCCCAAAUCUUUUCUUUUCCGUCAUCCCCCACGCUCAACGCCCCCGAACCCCAAGCCCACUCCUCCAUCCACCAUGGACAAGCAGCAACCAAGCUCCUUCCAGCAGCUGGAAAAGCUCGGAGAGGGCACCUAUGCCACCGUGUUCAAGGGACGCAAUCGCCAAACCGGCGAGCUAGUCGCGUUGAAGGAAAUCCAUCUGGAUUCCGAGGAGGGAACGCCGUCGACCGCCAUUCGCGAAAUCUCCUUGAUGAAGGAGCUCAAGCACGAGAGCAUUGUCUCGCUGUACGAUGUGAUCCACACCGAAAACAAGCUUAUGCUCGUCUUCGAGUACAUGGACAAGGAUCUGAAGAAGUACAUGGAUACCCGCGGCGACCGCGGCCAGUUGGACCAAGCGACGAUCAAAUCGUUCAUGCAUCAGCUGCUCAAGGGCAUUGCCUUCUGCCACGAGAACCGGGUCCUGCACCGCGAUCUGAAGCCCCAGAACCUCCUCAUCAACAAAAAGGGCCAACUGAAACUUGGAGAUUUCGGUCUGGCUCGUGCCUUCGGCAUCCCCGUUAACACUUUCUCCAAUGAAGUCGUCACCCUGUGGUACCGUGCGCCGGAUGUGCUUCUGGGCAGCCGCACAUAUAAUACAAGCAUUGACAUUUGGUCGGCCGGGUGUAUCAUGGCGGAGCUCUACACCGGUCGUCCUCUAUUCCCUGGUACCACCAACGAAGAUCAGCUUAUGAAGAUCUUCCGUCUUAUGGGAACGCCGUCGGAGCGCUCGUGGCCGGGUAUCUCCCAGCUCCCGGAGUACAAGCCAAACUUCCACGUAUACGCGACACAGGACCUAGGUAUUAUCCUACCUCAGAUCGACCCCCUUGGUCUGGAUCUUUUGAAUCGUAUGCUCCAGCUACGGCCCGAGAUGCGGGUCAGCGCCCAUGAUGCUCUCCAGCACCCCUGGUUCCAUGACCUGCCCCAAUUACAAGCACAACUCCAGCAACAAAUGGCAGCGGCGUAUGGCGGCAUGGUUCCUCCGCAACAGGCAUACUAG